Corapipo altera (White-ruffed manakin) is the source of this 645-nucleotide messenger RNA. It is a transcript of the gene KPTN, whose product is annotated as kaptin, actin binding protein. Lineage: Eukaryota; Metazoa; Chordata; Aves; Passeriformes; Pipridae. The transcript has 4 exons. The record is from RefSeq and is a predicted model, not a curated record. The annotation marks the transcript as partial.
AUCCAUGUUUUUCCCUGGAAAAACCCCACAAUUCCCACCUGGAAUUACCCCCCUGACCCUCCCCCUGUCCCACUUUAUCCCAGUUUAUCCCAGUUUAUCCCAGUUUAUCCCACUGGGAUGGAUCCAGAGGUGACUCCAGGCCCAUCCCAGAUCCACCCUCCAGCCCUGAAUCCACGUUUUCCCUGGAAAAUCCCCACAAUUCCCACCUGGAAUUCCCUCUCCCGCUCUUCCCCUGUCCCCCCCCAUCCCAGUUUCUCCCAGUUUCUCCCGGUUUCUCCCAGUUUCUCCCGGUUUCUCCCAGUUUCUCCCCCUGGGAUGGAUCCCGGGGGGGUUCUGGGCCGAUCCCAGCUCCCAACAUUCCCGUUUUUCCCUGGAAUCCCUCUGGAAUGUCAGAGGUUGUGCAGAGCUGGAGCCUCCAGCAGGACGGACCCGUCUCCUCCGUGCUGCUCUUCCCGCUGCCCCCGGAGCCACACGGUGCCCCCGAGGACUCCUGGAACCUCCUGGUGACCAGUGCCCUGGAAGCCGCCGUUGUCUACAGGAAUCUCCUGGAGCAGGGCCUUGGCUCCCCCCAGGUUUUCCCAAGUGGUUUCUCCCUCAUCCCUGACCCCCCAUUCCCACAGAAUUCCAGGAAUAUCCUGGAGCAGG